GAAAAUGAGGGCACGGCCUUGAUGAUUCACGAGCCGGGUUUCCGGGGAGUUCCGCCUGUUAUAAUUAUAGGCCCAGUUACAUUACCUGAGGUGUGCUUUUCAUGUUUCUGUCGGGAAACUUAUUUCAAAACAUUUGGAGGAAAACUUUUUCAAGAUGGCCGAAGAAAAAGAAGAAAUCGUCAUGACUCCAUCAAAGAAGGGGAAAACAACACAAAUCCGAAUUGAGAAGAGAAGGAAGCUGGAUUUGGGUCUGGAUGACAGUGUUGAGCAUGUCGGUGGAGGCAGGCACAGUGGACUUGUUGUCAACAAGCAGGCCGAUACUGAUGACCUUGACCUUACCCGUCCACAGUUACAGAUUGGGUUUAACUGUUUCCUUGUCGACCAGAAAACUGAGCACAGGAUGGUGGAAUCCAGACGACUGAAGUUUUGGUAUGUGGAUGGAACAGAGUACCUUGACCAGGUUACAACAGCGUAUGAAUUUUUCAAGGAAUUGGUAAAGCCUGAAAAUUUUCCCAGAGAUUAUGUUGGUUUUAUUAAGAAGUGUAUGAAACAGAUGCAGAAGCCAGAAUACAAAUUAGCAAAGAUGGUAGACCUUGAAAUCAAGCUUUUGGAUGAGGAAGAUGCACCAUUAAGUCCUGAAGGAAUUGUUUCCACCACUUUGUCGGAGAGAGGGAGGAAUGCGGAGGAUAUUUUUGGACUUAACCGAGAAGACAAAAGACCCACAGAGGAUAUUGUACGUGAAAAGAUGCUUCAUAUCCUAGAGUCGGCCUAUCCUAAUGUCCUGGAGGUGGAAGAUCUCAUCAGAAUGACACAGGCUGAUGAAGCUAUAGUGAGGCUGCAGCUGUCAGAACUGAAGCAGCGAGACUUGGUACGGGAGGUGGAGAACGGAAAAAUAGUACGACAUGUACUGGAGGAUGACAAGACUGAGGUCCAGAUGGUGAAACAGAUGCCAACCAUUGCAGCCAACCAACAACCAACCAUAGCCAUCAUCACGGCCAACUACGGCGAGAAACUAGCUGUCGACGCCAUGAUGGAGAGCAAAACAACCUUUGUCAAAUUUAAGUCCGAAGGAGAAUCUAACGUGUACACAAUGGGUUACAUCGGAGAGCACCGUGUGGUGUCCACCAAGCUUCCAGCCAUUGGACAUGCUAGGGCAGCCCAGAUUUCAUCAGGAAACACAACCACCAGAUUACUAGGAACAUUCCAGAACAUUGAACAUGUGUUUGUAGUGGGUAUUGCUGGCGGGGUGCCUCACUACACAGACUACUACAAACACGUGCGCCUGGGCGACAUCGUUGUCUCCGCGUGUGACAGUGGGGACUCCCUCUACUAUUACUGUGAAAAAGUUUUGCGCAACAAAGAAGGUGAUAUUCAGUUCAAGUUCAAGACUUUCACCCCGAAAGAGAAGGACCUGCAAAAUGUGCUGGAGAAGCUCAAGGACCGAUCACGGAGGAAACCGGAGAAAGCACCCUGGGAAAAAUAUAUCACAGAGGGACUUGAAACACUCAAGAACCAGGAGGCUGAUUUCAACCGCCCGCCUCCAGAGAGUGACCGACUCUACAUGGGCAUUGGUGACGAUAAUGUUAUCGAGGUACAACAUCCCGAGUCUCCAGACUCUGUAAUGAAUCUCCACCAGGGUUCACCCAACAUCCACUUCAGCCCCAUCGGCUCUGGCCGCUUCUACAAGUCGGAGCAGUUGAGGAUGGACUUUGCUCAACGUCACGGUGUGAUGUGUUUUGACACCGAGUUCGAUCAGGUGUUGGAGUCCAUUGUUGGGAAUAGGAAGGACAGUUUCCUGUUCAUCAGAGGUAUAGCCGACUACGGGGAUGGCACCAGGAACAAGGAGUGGGGACCUUAUGCCUCCCUAGUUGCUGCUUCCAUGAUGAAGGCCAUUAUCAAAAUGAUCUCUAACCCAUGCCUCAGUGAGGAUGAGGACUGAGGUACACUCUAACCCAUGCCUCAGUGAGGAUGAGGACUGAGGUACCAGGAAGAAUGUUCGCCACCGGGAAAAAUACAAUCUAAACCAAAAUAUUCUAAAAAACCGUCUCAAGACUGAAAACAUCUGAAAGAUGACAUUGUGAUGAAGUGGAAAUUAACUUUUAAAAACAAUAACACUUAUUAUCCCAUUGGUGAUAAAUUAAGUGCCCUUUCUCCGUACUGAGGGAAAACAUUGAAUGAAACACUCGAUUUCAACUAUUAUUGCGUUUUUAAGCACGUUGGAAAAUAUUUCAAUAUGUUACCAUAAUGAAAACGAGGGGCAUACAGUGAUAUUUCUAAUGAUUCUACAUGUACAUUGGCAGUAGGCCGAGUUCUCUUUUAUCAUCACUGCAUGGAAAUAGAGAAGGUGUGUACUGUAUGAAUCUGUGCAGCAUAAUUCUAUCUCUCAUUUUGGCAAUCAUUUUGCACCAAUGACAAAAUCCUACAUUAGUUACGGUCUACUCAUGUCCCGCAAAAAGUGAGAAUGUGUUUUGAGAAACCAACGUUAAUAACUUCAGUGUAAGUAAUAGUUUCAUAAACCAAAACAAUUACACUGAAAGGAGUAGGAAAAAAGGAAAUCUGAAUAUUUGUUAUGAAAAACAUUUAUUAAAAAAUAAUUAGAUUCAGUAUUAUUCAAAUUUUAAUAAUUUUGAAAUGUAUGAUGAAUCUAAUAUAUUCAAUGGUGGUAUCUAAUGAAAACGGGAAUAUGGAAGUGAAAGGACAUGAAAGACUUGAUCACAUGUUUAAGCGGCCAACCAGAUAUUUUUUUAAAUCAUGUCCUAUUCAUCUAAGCAGCUGUACUAAAUGUUACGUUGUGUGCGAAUCUGUUAGGUUGUUGAAGCACUUCAUGGACACAAUUGUCACUACAUCCAGUUAAAAGGGAAUCGCAGUGAAAUUAAGAUUUAAAGAACUCUGCUAGUGUGUUAUUCCUAUUGACGUAUAUAUAUAUAAUUAAGAUAUUGUUUACCUGUUUGUAGUAAAUAUUUUAUCUGUACAAAAAGUGCUAUCGAAAUGAUUUGAGAUUAUCUGAAAUUUGCUCUCGGCUCAACAUUUUUUUUUCCACAAAAUUAUGAAAGUGUUGUACAACUUAUUUACGUUAAAGAUUGAUAAGCCUAAUUGUACCUAAUUGAUUAUGUCCAAGACACAUGAUAUAAAACAAUUUUGCACCCGAUUAAGAGCUAAGAUGAUACAUUACAAUUGUAAACUUGUUUGUAUGAGCCUCAAUAUUAUCUGUCGCGGGAGAUGAGAGGUGAGUGUCAAUGAGGACGCUGGGCUCAUGACUGAAGGGUUGCGGGUUUGAGUCACGGCACUGUGUUGUAUCUUUGAGCAAGAUACUUUACUCCGCUUGUUC
Messenger RNA from Mizuhopecten yessoensis (Yesso scallop), 3328 nucleotides. RefSeq lists its product as uncharacterized. The transcript has 13 exons. NCBI's taxonomy places the organism in Eukaryota, Metazoa, Mollusca, Bivalvia, Pectinida, Pectinidae. Gene Ontology annotation, biological process: nucleoside metabolic process. Gene Ontology annotation, molecular function: catalytic activity. Bases 155 to 1939 code for a protein of 594 amino acids. The record is from RefSeq and is a predicted model, not a curated record.